CUCUUAGGUCUUUGUCCACAGAUUCACAGGCUUCAGGGCACCGGACCUGAGUAGGAGGAGGCCCGGGAGGCCGCUGCCUGCGGUGCAGGGUGUGUCUGAGGCCCCUGGAGCCCCAACAGACCGAGAUCGGGGUCCCCGUGCCUCCCGGACGCCUCUCCGCUCACAGCGUUCCCGCAGCCCGACCCCCCUGAACCCUCCGGCCUGGGGGCCGGCGCCGCUCAGGUCCUGCCGCCCAGGUCCCAGCGUCCGGAAUGGAUGUGAACUUUGAGGUCGUGGCCAUUGCCUUCUCUCAGGAGGAGUGGGGGCUCCUGGAUGAGGCUCAGAGACGUCUGUACUGCGAGGUGAUGCUGGAAGUGUUCGCACUUGUGUCAUCUGUAGGUUGUUGGCAUAAAAUGAAAGACGAGGAGGCCUGUUCUGAUCAGAGCGUAAUUAUACAAGGAGCGUCACAGGUCAGGGCUUCUAAGACAGCUGCAGCCACCCAGAAGACCCUUCCGUGUAAGCUGUGUUUCUCCGUGUUAAAAGAUAUUUUGCACCUGACUGGGUCACCUUCAGCAUACUUUGAGCAGAAAGCCUUCUGUAGUGAUGCAUGUGUUGGAGACUUCUGUUUCAGUGCAAACCCUCACCAGCCACAGAGGAAUGAAUUUGAAGAGGAUCCCUGGAAGGAAUCUGUGGAUAUGGCCACCUUUGUAAGCAGAUCCAGCUUCUACUUAUCUCCGGUGCCUUCAACCCGCAGGGAGGUUGGGAAAGACUUGCAAUACAACUCAGAGCUUCCCCAGCACCAGGCCACUCUCAGCACCGAGGAGCUACACUGUGGCAGUGAGAUUUCACAGGGAUUUCUUGAUGGAAAGAGUCAUCACCCGUGGGGUGAAUGUGAAAACGCCGCCAGCCACAACCUGAAAGUGGUUCAGUGUCAGGGAGUGUGUUCUGGAGAGCUGACGUAUGAGUGUAACAAAUGCAGGAAAGUUUUCAGUCGAAACUUGAACGUCAUCCGACGUAAGAGAGUUCACACGGGAAAAAAGCGGAAGGAGUGUAAUGAAUGUGGGAAGUUCUUCAGAAAAAGGCAUGCCCUCAUGAAACAUCUGAGAAGUCACACUGGAGAGAAGCCACAUGCGUGCAGACAUUGUGGGAAGUCCUUCAGUUAUAAGUCCGCCCUCAAACAACACAACAAAGUUCACACAGGAGAAAAGUCCUAUACGUGUAAAGAAUGUGGGGUGUCCUUUCAUCAGAGGCCUCACCUCAAUGGACACCUCAGCGUUCACACUGGAGAGAAGCCAUAUGAGUGCAGAGAAUGUGGGAAAUCCUUCCCUCUAAGGGCUAACCUCUCUAGACACCUGAGAGUUCACACUGGAGAGAAGCUGCAUGCGUGCAGUGAAUGUGGGAUCUCCUUUCCUCGAAGGUAUCACCUCACGGAACACCUCAGAGUUCACACUGGAGGGAAGCCGUAUCCAUAUGAGUGUCGAGAAUGUGGGAUGUGCUUUCGUCUAAGGGCUCACCUCACUGUGCACCUCCGAGUUCACACCGGAGAGAAUCCAUACGCGUGUCGAGAAUGUGGGAUGUCCUUUUGUGAAAGGGAUCACCUCAUUGAGCACCAGACGUUUCACACUGGAGAGAAGCCAUAUGAGUGUCGAGAAUGUGGGAUGUGCUUUCGCCUACGAGCUCACCUCACCGAUCACCUCCGCGUUCACAAUGGCGUGAAGCCGUAUGAGUGUACUGAAUGUGGGAAGCCUUUUACCCAAAAAUCUAGUCUUAUUAGACAUCUGAGAGUUCACACUGCAGAGAAGUGUUGAAUGUGCAGGGCAUAUUUUAUUUUUCUCACUUAGAAUAACCAACACUUGCCAAAACCGGUUUGGCUCAGUGGAUAGAGCAUCGGCCUGCGGACUGAAGGGUCCCAGGUUCGAUUCCGGUCAAGGGCAUGUACCUUGGUUGCGGGCACAUCCCCAGUGGGAGGGUGUGCAGGAGGCGGCUGAUCGAUGUCUCUCUCUCAUCGAUGUUUCUAACUCUCUAUCCCUCUCCCUUCCUCUCUGUAAAAAAUCAAUAAAAUAUAUUUAAAAAAAAAAAAAAAAGAAUAACCAACACUGAAGGCGACUCUUUGCGACCCGUUCUCCUGAAUUUAAAUCCCUUUUUAAUGGAACAUACACUCCGCUAGAUUCCUCAUGUGUUUCCGGUACAAGUGA
Messenger RNA from Eptesicus fuscus (big brown bat), 2174 nucleotides. Its product is annotated as zinc finger protein OZF-like. Bases 252 to 1787 code for a protein of 511 amino acids. Gene Ontology annotation, molecular function: DNA-binding transcription factor activity, RNA polymerase II-specific; RNA polymerase II cis-regulatory region sequence-specific DNA binding. The record is from RefSeq and is a predicted model, not a curated record. The transcript is spliced from 3 exons. Gene Ontology annotation, biological process: regulation of transcription by RNA polymerase II. Gene Ontology annotation, cellular component: nucleus. Lineage: Eukaryota; Metazoa; Chordata; Mammalia; Chiroptera; Vespertilionidae.